UCUACCACAAGAAAGAAAAUUCGUGUUUUUCUUUCCCUUGCAUGGAAGAACUAUACGCAGAAGCACAGCAUGUGGCCUACAGAGUUUAUACCAUGAGCAGGAGCUAUGUCUACCUUGAGACAGAGGCUGGCAUCUUGCCCUGCAGCAAGAUUCACACAGUUCAGGCACAUUUUAUUCUGAAGGGGCCGAUCUUGUUGCUGCUGAGAGAGCUCAAUUUUUACUACCUGGUCAUGGCCCAGGGCAAAAUCAUCCAUACUGGAAGCCACACUCACCACAUGGAACCCAGCGAAUGUAAGUGUUUCUCAUCCAGAACCGUGUCUCCAUCUGAGUUCUCCAAUCCUCACCAGUGGGAUCUCAGCACUGAGUAUCUAAGGCUGCCAUGGGGCUUGUAUGUCUCCAUAAUUCUCUCCACAGUAGGAACUCAAGGUUCUGCCGUCUAAUGAAGGUUAUCAGUC
Molecule: messenger RNA, 455 nt
Organism: Psammomys obesus (fat sand rat)
Lineage: Eukaryota; Metazoa; Chordata; Mammalia; Rodentia; Muridae
Product: alpha-1-inhibitor 3-like
Exons: 2
Coding region: 42-440 (132 amino acids)
Source: RefSeq, a predicted model, not a curated record